ACGUGAACAAAAAUGUAUUUCAUCCGUAGCACAAAAAAUUAGGGCAAACAGAAUUUCUCUUCAGCAAUUGCAAUCAGAUGACGAGAACUUCUCUGCUGCGUUACUCUUGCAAUGGUAUUUUUCCCUUUAUCUCAUUCUUUACCAAUUCUCCUUCUGCUUCGGCAAUUGCAAUCAGAUAUUAUUCUUCAUCUCAUAGCAAUAUUGAGAAUGUCAAGUGUUUAGAUGAUGCUCUGAGUCUCUUUCGUCGAAUGGUCAGUACGCAGCCUCUUCCUUCUGUUUUUAGCUUCUCCAAAUUAUUAAAGAUUAUGGUAAAUAUGAAGCAUUACUCUGCUGUUGUUUCCCUUUUUCGACAAAUGCAGAAAUCUGAUAUCCCAAUUAGCGAUUACAUCUUGUGUAUCGUGAUUAACAGUUAUUGCCUAAUGCUUCGUACUGAUUGCGGAUUUUCGGUGUUACCCAUUUACUUGAAGAAUGGCAUUCCAUUUAAUGUUGUCACAUUUAGCACCUUACUAAGGGGACUCUUUGCAGAAAAUAAGAUAAAAGAUGCAGUUAACUUGUUCAAAAAGUUGGUGAGAGAGAAUAUUUGUGAGCCGAACGAAUUCAUGUAUUCCAUAGUCAUGAAUGGGCUUAGCAAAAAUGGCCAUACUCAAAAAACUUUUGAUUUGCUAUGGGUAAUGGAACAAGGAAGCACUAAGCCCAAUGAAUACAUCUAUAACAUUGUUAUAGAUGCCCUAUGCAAAGAUAGAAUGUUAGAUGCCGCAGUUAGCCUUUUUGAAGAGAUGAAACAAAAAGGCAUUCCUCUGGACAUUGUCACAUAUAAUUCAUUGAUUGAUGGUCUCUGUAAGUUUGGUAAGUGGGAAAAGGUUAGGCCUUUGUUCUUUGAAAUGGUAAAUCUUAAUAUUUAUCCAAAUGUGCGCACUUUGGCCAUUGUAACAGAUGGAUUAUGCAAAGAAGGGAAAGUUGAAGAUGCUGAGGAGGUAAUGAGACACAUGAUUGAAAAAGGCGUAGAGCCUAAUGUGGUCACCUACAAUGUGAUAAUUGAUGGAUAUUGCUUGCGCGGUCAAAUGGAUAGAGGAAGGAGACUUUUCGAUUCCAUGAUAGAUAAGAGCAUUGAGCCUACCAUUAUUAGCUAUAACAUAUUAAUAAAUGGAUAUUGUAAGAAAAAGAAAUUGGAUGAGGCCAUGCAUUUGUUUCGUGAAAUUUCUCGAAAUGGACCGAAACCUAACAUUGUUACAUACAGUACUAUCUUGCAAGGUCUAUUUGAAGUUGGAAGAACUGACUUUGCCGAAAUAUUCUUUGCUGAGAUGCUAUCUACGGGGCUCAAACCUAAUAUAUUCACCAAUGGCAUUUUAAUUGGUGGUUAUUUUCAGAAUGGGCUUGUUGAGAAAGCUUUGUUGCUUUUUCAUGAGUUGGAAAGAAAGAGAGAAUAUACUGAUAUUGAACUUUACAGUAUUGUAAUUGACGGAUUAUGUAGAAAUGGUAAGCUCGACGAAGCUCGUGCUAUAUUUGAGAAGCUUUCUUUAAUUGGAAUGUCUCCUGAUGUGAUAACUUACAAUAUGAUAAUAAAUGGAUUUUGUCUAGAAGGGUUGUUAGAUGAAGCUAAAGAUAUGCUAAAAAAAAUGGAGGGUAAUGGUUGUUCUCCAGAUAAUGCCACGUACAAUAUUAUUGUUCAAGGAUUUCUCAAGUUUCGCAGAACUAGUGAAAUGACAACUCUUUUGAAGGAAAUGACUGGAAGGGGCUUCUCAUUUGAUGCAGCUACAACAAAGUUACUUAUACACCUUAUGGCCGAGGAUCCUUCUUUGCUUAACAUGAUACCACAGUUUCACUCACUCAACAACAAUAAACCCAGUGAAUUCACACAAGUGGGGAUAAUAUCACACUUUCACUCGGGAAGUAAAAAGUGAAUAUUUAUAUCACUUGGUUUAUUCAGCUAUAUUUAUCACUAUGAUGUAAUUUCCUUUUACCUCUGCAAAGGAAAUCGCAUCUAAUGUAAAUGCAGAAGCUGAAAGAAUCUCAGUUAGAACAUCCAAGUAAGCCUAUUGAGGAGUGGUCUUCAGGUGUUAUCAUUUUCUAUCAUCAAUAACAGCUUCCUGUCUGAUGAGCAGCUUCUUUCUACAUGACAGAGUGAAGCAUGGUGCUGGUAUAUUCUUCUCCAGGAAACAAUACUCUUCUCCGACUUUAGAGCUAAGAACACUUCGACUAGAAUACAAUGCGACUUUAGAGAUAAGAAAACUUUCGACUAGAAUAUAAUGUGACUUUAGAGAUAAAAAAAACUUUGGCUAGAAUACAAGGCUAACAAGUUCCCUAUAUAUCUACUAGUGCAGUUAUUCCUUUUACAGAGGAAAUGAGCAAAGUAGUCAAACUCCAGGAGAAGCUUUUACAGCGGAAGUAUGGGUUUAAUGUUAUGGAUGCCGUGGUGUUAAGACUCCAAUUAUGGAUGUCAGUCGCACAAAACAAAUGACUGUUUUCUGGUCUUCACUGGCACAGAGCAUGAGCAAGCGCCCAAUGAAGGGAAUGCUUACAGGCCGUGUUACCAUUUUAAACUGAGAUGGCCAACCAAGAUUUUAGACUUGUUAUCAAAUUGUUUUGGCUAUUAACGAUUGAGGUUGAAGAUCUUGAGAAGGCUGCAUUAAUGUCAAGAGAGGGUUUGCCGCUUAGAAAGUUUGGGGAAGCUUUCUACUUGAACUGGGCUUUACAUUCAUUCGGGAUAACAUUGCAAAUUUUUCCUUACCAAUGAUCCUUCAACUGUUCUCUCGGAAUUGGAAGGUGAACUUAGCAAAACUGAACCUUGCAUGGAUUCACUCUGUCCAUUUCUGGUUGUCAAGAAAAAUUCAGAGAUGAAGAGGAGAUGGCUCACUCUAAAUAUACAUCUCCACAGUCCAUAGGUGCUGAAAAGGUUAAUGCAUGUUCAAUGUAAAUGAGAAGCCAUCUUCUUAGAUGGAAUCAUUGUGCCAUUUGCCUAGAGAAACUAUAUCAUCAGCUGCAAUGACACCAUCCGAUUCAUCUAUCAUCCCGAAUGCAAAUUCUACCGCGACGAAGACUCCAGAGGCAUAUUACUUACGUUUAGUGUCCUCUUGAACACAGAGGCUGGCAAGGAUGAUUAUAGCUACCAUCUGUUAAAAUAUUUUUAUGAUUUAUUUUCUGAAACAUUGAAGUGUUUUGGAAGUUAAGUUGUAUUAAUAUGAACUUAACAGGGUAAGUCCUUGUCAUAUCUUAGUUGACUAACUGGAACUGCCCGAGUUCUUGUCAUAUCUUAACUGCUGCUAGAUGGUUAGAGACCUCA
Molecule: messenger RNA, 3280 nt
Organism: Nicotiana tabacum (common tobacco)
Lineage: Eukaryota; Viridiplantae; Streptophyta; Magnoliopsida; Solanales; Solanaceae
Molecular function (GO): mRNA binding; protein binding
Source: RefSeq, a predicted model, not a curated record